Molecule: messenger RNA, 1353 nt
Organism: Symbiodinium natans
Lineage: Eukaryota; Dinophyceae; Suessiales; Symbiodiniaceae
Source: the annotation of a GenBank genome assembly
AUGGAGGGCGUGGAGCUCGUAGUGCAUGUAGCUCUGCCAAGUGGGAAAAGAGCAACUCUCGCUGUUUCAGAGAUGUCCACAGUUGGCGACCUAAAGCACCUGGCACAGAAGGCCUUUCUCCAGGGCUUCCUGCGACUGGUGACUUCAUCGGGUCAGGUCCUGAUGGAUACCGGGGCAUCCCUGCAAUCUGCUGGAAUUCAGACAGGAGACCAGCUGAUAGCUGUUGCACAGGCACCAAAGGUAGCUGCGACCCACGGUUCCUUUGCCCUGUGGCUGUAUGGAGGUGACAAGGUCAUCACCUGGGGCAAUCGAGACUGGGGGUUCCGCCGCAUCCCGACCCCGGAUCAGCUCAGGAAUGUCGAGCAUGUGGUGGCCACCAACGCAGCGUUCGCUGCACUCCUGGCUGAUGGAUCAGUCGUGGCAUGGGGCAACCCGCACCAAGGCGGCAACAGCUCGACGGUAAAGGAUCGGCUCAUCGGUGUGCAGCAGCUCCAGGCUACGGUGGGCGCCUUUGCCGCGGUCACUUUCGAUGGAUCCGUGGUUACAUGGGGAGCUGCGCAUCUGGGUGGUGACAGCACUCAAGUCCAAGGUCAGCUCACCAAUGUCAGGCAGAUUCACGCCUCGCAAGCGGCGUUUGCGGCGAUCCUGGCAGAUGGAUCCGUAGUAACUUGGGGCGACCCACAGCGUGGUGGUGAUAGCUCUGAAGUCCAAUGCCGCCUGAGGAAUGUAAAGGACAUCUACGCCUCUGAUGUUGCGUUUGCGGCCAUCCUGGCUGAUGGGUCGGUUGUCACAUGGGGCCAUGCAGGCUAUGGUGGGGACUGCUCCGAAGUCCAAGAUCAGCUCAGGGAUGUUCAGCGCAUUCAGGCCACAAAGUUUGCAUUUGCCGCUGUUUUGACGGAUGGAUCCAUCGUGACCUGGGGGGAUCCAGAGCGUGGUGCUGACACCUCCGCAGUCCAAAGCCGGCUCGGGAGGGUGCGCCAGAUUCAGUCCACACAUACCGCAUUUGCCGCGAUCCUCUCUGAUGGAUCCGUCGCCACUUGGGGGUUUAAUUUUCCGGAUGGAGGUGGCGACAGCUCUGCGGUCCAAGAUCAGCUCAGAGGUGUGCGGCAAAUUCAGGCCACUGGGGCCGCUUUCGCCGCCAUCCUGGACAACGGCUCAGUGGUCACAUGGGGGGAUCCUGCCUUUGGUGGUGACAGCUCAGAAGUCCAAGACCAGCUGAAGGAGGUGCAGCAGAUUCACGCCGCGCAGCGCGCCUUUGUGGCCGUCCUGGCAGAUGGAUCCAUCGUGACAUGGGGCGAUCCCAAAAACGGCGGUGACAGUUCCGCAGUUCAGGAUCAAAUUGCGCAGCUGUAG